AUGCCAAUCGGGCUGUGCAACGCGGCACAACGCUUGGUGCUGCUUAUGGAUCGGGUGAUACCAGCGGAGCUUAGAUCCAACGUUUUCGUGGAUUUGGACGACUUGCUAAUCCUCACUCCAGAUUUUCAGACGUACCUGAAGUACUUGCGUCGAGUAGCCCACAGUCUGAAAUCAGCCGGAUUGACCAUAGGGUUAAAGAAGUCCAAGUUUUGCUUCAAAUCGCUGACUUACCUUGGGUUUAUAGUCGGAGGUGGACUGCUUCGGAUGGAUCCUGGACGAGUUUCGGCGAUUCAGAAGAUGCCCUACCCGAAAUCCAUGAACGUAGCUUUGCUAAACGCAAAGUUCGUCCUAAGUCCCAGCGUCCCACAGCCAGUAGCUGACCUUGAUGAGCGCGCCGGUCCUGGUUCACGCGAAUUUCAAGAAAUAUUUAUACAUCCAGUGCGACGCAUUUCACGUUGGCGUUGGCGCGGAGUGUCUGGCGACCUUCUAGCCAUCCUGAAGUUCAAACCGUACGUGAAUGGGAUGCCGUUCACUUGUAUCACUGAUCACUCCAGCCUUAAGUGGUUGAUGACGAUGAAGGAUCUGUCCGGACGAUUCGCAAGGUGGUCUCUCCAGCUGCAGGGCUACGAUUUCAGCACUGAACAUCGCAAAGGCAGCGAGAACGUUGUCGCCGACACCCUAUCCUGCAUCAUUAAGGAGAUCCGAAUAGAUCCGUCGGAGUUACUAGGAUUCGAGAUGACUGAAUUUGCUGCGGAAGAUUACGCAAGAUGUGGUGUCUAA
Drosophila biarmipes is the source of this 780-nucleotide messenger RNA. RefSeq lists its product as uncharacterized. The record is from RefSeq and is a predicted model, not a curated record. The transcript has 3 exons. NCBI's taxonomy places the organism in Eukaryota, Metazoa, Arthropoda, Insecta, Diptera, Drosophilidae. Bases 1 to 780 code for a protein of 259 amino acids.